Messenger RNA from Rotaria socialis, 789 nucleotides. The record is from the annotation of a GenBank genome assembly. NCBI's taxonomy places the organism in Eukaryota, Metazoa, Rotifera, Eurotatoria, Philodinida, Philodinidae.
AUGGAAAACUCAAAUAUUGACUCUUUAGACCAUUUGGAUCGUCUUUUGUUAAAUACAACUCAAGACAAUAAUUAUAAAAACUAUCUGUUUAUAGUGCAUGAUAAAUAUCUUGCUAUGUUCAUGAUGGAUUUAAAUGAACAUAAUGACGCAGUUUUUCGAAACUUCAAUGAAAAUAUCCCUUUCCAUAUUAUUCCUAUCGAGAAGAUUAGUGAGGUCGAAUCGGAUUGCAUUAUUUUGAACAAUGAUAAUUAUGGUCGAUCCCUUGAUUUUCCUACGCAUAAGUACGAUACAGAUUUUAAACCAGCAUAUUGGUUGCAUGAACGAUUUAUGGUUCUUAAUGGGGAGUAUCGAUAUCAUUAUGAACAAGAAGAAGAGGUACACCGUCGUCAAGAGGAACGCCAGUGUCUACUGGAAUUAAUGAUUGAAGAAGAAGUUCAAAAGCAAGAAAGUCUAUAUGGAAAUGAUAUUAAUCGAAUACUGGAUGGCACAAGAUCAGUGUCACCGCGUUUCAUUGCAGAAUUUCGUUUGAGCCAUUUGGAUGCACUCAAUAAUGAUCUGCCGGAUGCAACAUGCCGGAUUUGUCUUGACGAUUACAAAAUAAAUCGAUGCUCUGCUCAAUGGCCUUGCCAAGCUAGACAUACAUUUCACUUCGAUUGCAUGCUAGAUGUUUUACGAGCAGGAAACAUGUGUCCAUUAUGUCGACAUCCCGUUGAAUCAACGCAUCAAAAUACUAUACAAGUUAGUCUUCAAUUUUUAUUAGAAAGAAUAAAUCCUAAUAUAUUCAAUUAG